Anolis carolinensis (green anole) is the source of this 2044-nucleotide messenger RNA. RefSeq names its product methylenetetrahydrofolate dehydrogenase (NADP+ dependent) 2, methenyltetrahydrofolate cyclohydrolase (gene mthfd2). The transcript has 8 exons. The record is from RefSeq and is a predicted model, not a curated record. Gene Ontology annotation, cellular component: mitochondrion. NCBI's taxonomy places the organism in Eukaryota, Metazoa, Chordata, Lepidosauria, Squamata, Anolidae. Gene Ontology annotation, molecular function: methenyltetrahydrofolate cyclohydrolase activity; methylenetetrahydrofolate dehydrogenase (NAD+) activity; methylenetetrahydrofolate dehydrogenase (NADP+) activity. Gene Ontology annotation, biological process: tetrahydrofolate interconversion. The coding region runs from base 228 to 1310 and encodes 360 amino acids.
GCACAUUGACAUCCAAUCAGGAGCCGGCUUCUGCAAACUUCACGCGCCGUCCCAGCCAAUGGGUGCGGCGCCGGGUCCUGAAAACGUCACCUUCACUCUCAGCCAAUGGGUGCGGCGUUCAGACUGGAGUGGGCGGGGCGAAACCGGCAGAGGCUUUAAAAGGCGGCGCGGAGCGGCCCUCGCGGCCAGUCGAGGCAGCUGUGCGGAAGGGACAGGGCUCUGCUGCCAUGGCAACCGCAUCCAUGCUGUGCCUUCUCCGCCGCCUCCCGGCGCAGGCGUCUCCCUCCGCGGCCUGGGCCUCCUGCGCGCACUGCUGCCGCCGACAGAAGCGCCUUCUCCCGCCUCCGCCCGGCGCCCGUCGCGUCCACCUCAGCGCCCACAGGGACGAGGCGGUGGUCAUCUCCGGGCGGAAGCUGGCGCGGCAGAUCCGGCAAGAGGCGCGCCACGAAGUGGAGCAAUGGGUGGCGGCCGGGAACAGGCGGCCGCACCUGAGCGUGGUCCUGGUGGGCGAGAACCCCGCCAGCCACUCCUACGUCCUCAACAAGACCAAGGCGGCGGCCGACGUGGGGAUCAGCAGCGAGACCAUCCUGAAGCCGUCCUCCAUCACGGAAGAGGAGCUCCUGGACCUCAUCACCAGGCUCAAUGGCGACGCCAAGGUGGACGGCCUCCUGGUGCAGCUGCCCUUGCCUGAACAUAUUGACGAGCGAAAGGUCUGCAACGCCGUGAACCCCGAGAAGGACGUGGACGGCUUCCACGUGGUGAACGUGGGCCGGAUGUGCCUGGACCAGUACUCCAUGCUGCCGGCCACGCCGUGGGGCGUGUGGGAGAUCAUCAAGCGGACAGGGAUCCCGACCCUGGGCAAGAACGUGGUGGUCGCCGGGCGGUCCAAGAACGUGGGCAUGCCCAUCGCCAUGCUCCUCCACACGGAUGGACGGCACGAACGCCCCGGAGGUGACGCCACCGUGACCAUCUCCCACCGGUACACUCCCAAAGAGCAGCUCAAGAAGCACACGAUCCUGGCGGACAUCGUGGUGGCCGCUGCAGGCAUUCCCAACCUCAUUACGGCAGACAUGAUCAAAGAAGGGGCGGCCGUCAUCGACGUGGGCAUCAACCGGGUGCAGGACCCAGUAACGGCCAAACCCCGGCUGGUGGGAGAUGUGGAUUUUGAAGGUGUCAAGCAGAAGGCCAGCUUCAUCACCCCGGUUCCGGGCGGCGUGGGCCCCAUGACAGUGGCCAUGCUGAUGAAGAACACCAUCAUCGCCGCCAAGAAGAUGCUGCGCGCCCCGGAAGUGGCCGCCCUCAGCGCGUGAGCCUCCCCCACGCCUCCACAGCAUUCCAUGGGGCGGUGGGAGGAGAGAGCCCUCUAGUCCAGGGAGUUUACGGAAAAGGGCUGCCAGUGCUCUUAGGUACAACUCCCAUCACUUAAGAUAGGCAUAGGCCAACUUGGGCCCUCCCUCCAGGUGUUUUGGACUCCAACUCCCACACUUCCUAACAGCCAUGCUUACAGGCUAAGAAAGCAUUCUCUGCCCUUGAGUUCCCACAUUUCCCAGCUAUUUUCAGAGAACACCUGGGACAAUGAACACUUAACCUUGUAUCUUAAUCUAAGGAAGACUCCUCUGACUAGCUGCCAGAGCCACCUGGACUUUGUUGAUGUUCAAAAUCCUGUGAAAGGUCACCCUGGAGGGAGGGCCGAAGUUGGCCUAUGCCUUCUCUAAGAGUAUCUCGCUGUCUCUGUCUCAAGGGCCAAAAAAUACGUUUGUUUCCUACCAAUUCUAGGAGGCGUUCUCUGCCUUCGGAUCUUUUCUGAACCUCCUGUUUUCUACAAAGUGUAUUUAUAUAGCAUUUGUUUCUUUUUUCCACUCGUGUUACCUUCUAGCAAUGCAAUUUCUAGCCUUUUCCAGCACUCCGUCGCUCUGCGUUCUUAAAGGGACGGAGCGGCCCUGAAUGUUACAAAUCUGGCGGGCGUUUGCCUCUGAGCUUGUUUGUUUAUAUAGGCAAUUAGUGGAUGUUGCCAUUUGUGCCUGAAUAAAAAAGCAGCCUUGCA